Rhea pennata is the source of this 1626-nucleotide messenger RNA. RefSeq names its product formimidoyltransferase cyclodeaminase (gene FTCD). NCBI's taxonomy places the organism in Eukaryota, Metazoa, Chordata, Aves, Rheiformes, Rheidae. Gene Ontology annotation, molecular function: folic acid binding; transferase activity. The record is from RefSeq and is a predicted model, not a curated record. The transcript is spliced from 14 exons. Bases 1 to 1626 code for a protein of 541 amino acids.
AUGGCCAAACUGGUGGAGUGUGUCCCCAAUUUUUCAGAGGGGAAUAACAAAGAGGUGAUUGAGGCGCUGGGGCAAGCCAUCUCCCAGACGCCUGGCUGCGUGUUGCUGGAUGUAGAUGCUGGGCCCUCUACUAAUCGCACUGUCUAUACCUUUGUGGGAGCCCCAGAAGCUGUUGUUGAAGGAGCACUGAAUGCGGCCCGAGUGGCUGAGCAGCUCAUUGACAUGAGUCGGCACACGGGUGAACACCCUCGUAUGGGGGCCCUGGACGUUUGCCCCUUUGUGCCAGUUAUGAACGUGAGCAUGGAGGAGUGUAUUGCCUGCGCCUACAACUUUGGGCAGCGUUUGUCGACAGAGCUGGGGGUGCCUGUUUACCUGUAUGGAGAGGCAGCACGGCAGGAGAGCAGGAAAUCCCUGCCAGCCAUUCGUGCCGGAGAAUACGAGGCACUCCCCGUAAAGCUUGUGAAACCGGAAUGGGCUCCUGAUUUUGGGCCUCCCACCUUUGUCCCCCGGUGGGGGGCCACAGUGACAGGAGCCCGGACCUUCCUUAUUGCAUACAACAUCAACCUGCUCUGCACCAAGGAGCUGGCUCACCGCAUUGCCCUCAACAUCCGGGAGCAGGGCCGUGGCACUGACCAGCCCGGGCGCUUGAAGAAAGUCCAAGGAAUUGGCUGGUAUUUGGAGGAAGAGAAUAUAGCCCAGGUUUCGACAAACCUCCUGGACUUUGAGACCACACCACUCCACGAAGUCUAUGAGGCGGUCUGCCGAGACGCAGAGGAUCUGAAGCUCCCUGUGGUGGGGUCCCAGCUGGUGGGGCUUAUCCCCAAGAAGGCCAUGCUGGAUGCAGCUGAGUUUUACAUCAAGAAGGAAAACCUUUUCAUCCUGGAGGAGGAACACAAGUUAAGGCUGGUGAUCAGCCGUCUGGGCCUGGAUUCCCUGUCUCCAUUUAACCCCCGGGAGCGUGUCAUUGAGUACCUAGUACAGGCAGGAGAAGCAGACAAGGGGCUUGUGGCCAAGCCGCUGUAUGCCUUCGUGCGAGCAGUUGGCGGGAGGUCAGCGGCACCGGGAGGAGGCUCUGUGUCUGCAGCUGUGUCUGCGCUGGGAGCAGCGCUGGGCUGUAUGGUGGGGCUGAUGAGCUAUGGGAAGCGGCAGUUUGAGCAGCUGGAUGCUGUCAUGAGGAAGCUGAUUCCCCCCUUCCACCAGGCCAUGGAUGAACUGGUGGCCAUGGUUGAUGCCGAUUCCCGUGCCUUCAGCAGCUACAUGGAAGCUAUGAAGCUGCCAAAAAGUACCCCUGAAGAGAGGGUGAGGCGUGCAGCUGCCAUGCAGCAGGGGCUGAAGACGGCGGUGGAAGUACCCUGUGCCCUGGCAGAGAAGGUGAAUGGACUCUGGCCUGCAUUAAAGGAGAUGGCAUGCCACUGCAACCUGGCCUGCAAAUCUGACAUCCAGGUGGGAGCCAAGAUGCUGGAAGCUGGUGUGUAUGGGGCCUAUUUCAAUGUCAUGAUCAAUCUCAAAGACAUAACAGAUGAGAAGUUCAAGCAAAUGAUGUCCCAGAAGGUCUCCGGGCUCCUGGAAGAGGCGAAGCAGAGCUUGGCACUUGUGCUGGCACUGCUGGAGAAGCGGGCAGUGUGA